Molecule: messenger RNA, 796 nt
Organism: Rhopilema esculentum
Lineage: Eukaryota; Metazoa; Cnidaria; Scyphozoa; Rhizostomeae; Rhizostomatidae
Source: RefSeq, a predicted model, not a curated record
AUGGAAUGUGAAGCCCUAGAACAUGAAGAGAAAAAAAGAAAGAAAUCUAAGAAAAAACAGCAUAAAGAAUCUCAAAAGGAUGAUGAUCUUGAACUCAAAAAUGAUAAUAAUCAAUCAACUAUUGUAGAUGAUGAACAUGGAAAGAAGAAAAAAAAUAAAAAGCACAAAAAGAAAGUAAAAAAUGAAGACAGAGAAGCCGAAAUUUCUACAGAUACAGAACGUUCGGAUUUGACAGAAAGUCAGCCAAAGAAAAAGAAGAAGAAACAAAAGCAUGAAGCAGAAGAUGUUAAAGAAAUAAAAGGACAGAAAGGCCAAAAAGAUCGUUUUGAAGACAAAGAUGAAGCAACAGAAGCAAAACGGAAAAAGAAAAGAAAGAAGAGUAAAAAGGAAAAGACAAGUGACGAAGAAGAGGAAGAAUUACGAGAGAAUAAAAAGAAAUCAGAGGAAAAAGUUGAUGUUGGACAGUGGGGUCAAGCCUCUUUUGGAUCUGAAGAGCAAAAAAAUAAAUUCAUACGGCUGCUUGGUGGGUUUAAAAACAAAGACAAGUCAGUAGAUGAUAAAGGAAAGACAAGUAUCUUUAAAGGAGUAAAGAAAUUUAAUAGUGCUGCAAUGAGUAAAGAUGAAGAGAAGAGGUUAAAUAACAAACUGGAGACGCAAUAUCAACAAGCAUUUGAUACCUCAAGAAAUAAAAGAGGUCUUGGCCUUGGUUAUGACCCAAACCAGGAUAAAAGCUUAAAAACAUUUCAUAUUGAUGUUGAGGGGCCACCAAAGUCAAUGAAGUUUGAAUGAGAUCAUA